Messenger RNA from Encephalitozoon hellem ATCC 50504, 2124 nucleotides. Its product is annotated as minichromosome maintenance protein. Gene Ontology annotation, biological process: mitotic DNA replication; DNA replication initiation; double-strand break repair via break-induced replication. The transcript has a single exon. Gene Ontology annotation, cellular component: nucleus; MCM complex. The record is from RefSeq and is a predicted model, not a curated record. Gene Ontology annotation, molecular function: single-stranded DNA binding; ATP binding; single-stranded 3'-5' DNA helicase activity. Bases 1 to 2124 code for a protein of 707 amino acids. NCBI's taxonomy places the organism in Eukaryota, Fungi, Microsporidia, Unikaryonidae.
AUGACAGAGGAGGUUCAUGAAAGGUUCCUGGAAUUUCUGGAUAGUACGCCCAAGAUCAGGGUGGAGGCUGAGCAGGCGAUAUAUAGGAACGAGGCGGUGCUGCUGAUUGAUCUUCAGGACAUCAAUGCAUACUCUGCAGAAUUGUAUGCCGACAUAAUUCGGAACUUUUCACAGAACAUCGACAAGAUUAACAGAAGCACUGCGCUUUACACAAUGAGGGAGUUUUCGAAGGCACUUGAAUGCACGUCAUUCCACAACAGCCAUGUAGUGUAUAAGAUCAGGGAGCUGAAGAGCGACAAACUCGGACAGCUUUUAAGCUUCAGCGGGACGGUUACAAGAACCACUCAAGUUAGGCCGGAGCUCUCCAAAGGAACUUUUGUAUGCAAGGUGUGUAGCUCUGUUGUUGGCGAUGUUUUCCAGGAGUUCAAGUAUACAGAGCCCCUGGUGUGCCCCAACCACCUGUGCACAAACAGAAGGCUAUGGAAGCUUGAUAUUGACAAGAGCAAGUUUCUGAACUGGCAGAAGAUACACAUCCAAGAAAACACAGAAGAGAUUCCUCCGGGGUCCCUUCCAAGAAGCAUGGAUGUGAUUGUCAGGAAUGAUUUGGUGGAAAAGAUAAGGGCUGGGGAUAAGGUUGUGAUGACGGGAUAUCCCAUAGUUGUUCCUGAUGUGGUACAGCUGAUGAUGCCUCAAAGCAAGACUGUCCCCAUGCAGAGUGGGGAGCUGGACGAGAUCAAGAAGAAGAGGAACAUAAACAUAAAGGAUCUUAACUACAAGUUGAGCUUUAUGUGCAUCCAUGCCGACUGUAGCGUUGUUGAAGACGACGAAUUUACAAACGAGGAGCUUGGGAUCAUAAGCGAAAUGAGAUCGACGCCCGACCUCUAUUACAAGCUAAGCCAAAGUAUGUUUCCAUCGAUACACGGGCACUACUCAAUUAAGAAUGCCAUACUACUGCUACUUGUUGGAGGGGUUGGAAAGAAAGCAGAGGGAGGAACCAGCCUGCGGGGAGAUAUAAAUGUUCUGCUUGUUGGCGAUCCCGGAACUGCGAAGUCACAGUUUCUGAAGCAGGCAAGUGCAUUUCUCCCAAGAAGCGUUUACACGUCUGGCAAGAGCAGUAGUGCGGCAGGCCUCACGGCUAGUGUGAUAAAGGACGGAGAGACUGGAGAAUUUACCAUUGAAGCAGGGGCAUUGAUGCUGAGCGACACCGGCGUAUGCUGUAUCGACGAGUUCGACAAGAUGAAUAUUAAAGACCAAGUGAGCAUCCACGAGGCAAUGGAGCAGCAGACAAUAACCAUAUCCAAGGCUGGAGUGAAUGCAACCCUUAAUGCCAGAAGCAGUAUUCUAGCAGCAGCGAAUCCCAUAAAGGGAAGGUACGAUAGGAAAAAGACAUUGAGGCAGAACAUAAACCUCAGUGCGCCUGUUAUGUCAAGGUUUGACCUAUAUUUCGUUCUUAUCGACGAUGCAAAUGUGGAAAACGAUAGGAAUGUUGCAACGCAUGUCCUCAACAGCCACGCAUCGGUUGCUGAUUCUGGGGUGCUUUCAAGCUACUUCACAAGAGAGCAGGUCAAGCUGUAUUUGCGGUAUGCAAGAAAGAGAACGCCCAGGAUGACUGAGGAAGCAAAGGAGAUGCUCAUCAAGAAGUAUAUAAGCAUAAGACAGGACAGCCUUAUUCACAGUAACAACUAUAUGAUGACUGUCAGACACCUAGAGAGCCUUAUCCGGCUCAGUGAGGCACUUGCAAAGGUACACGGUAGUGAGCUUGUGACGAAGGAGUACGUGGAAGAAGCACACAGACUGGUGAAGAGCAGUGUUGUUGAGGUCAAGGGCGAAGAUAUAGAAAUAGUCCCUGGGACGGGAGACGAACCUGGAUUCAUGAUAAAUAGCAAGGAUUACAUAAGAAUAACCAACUCCUUCAUAUACCUCAUAAAAACACGGGAGCCUAUGGAAAGACAUGAGCUGAUCGAGGCAUUUCUUUUUGAAAACGAAUCAUCCAUAGAGAGUGAGAAGGCCUUGAUUGAAGAGCAGAACAAGGCUGAAAACGUACUGUCCUUCCUCAUAGGCAAAGAGGGUGUUCUGUUCAUCACCGAUGGGAAAAUCCACAUUCAUCCCAGCUAUGAUGUAUGA